AUGUCAAAUUUUGAAAAAUAUGCAGCACUUGUGAAGGAACUUGACAUUCCGAAGGAAGACAGGUUGGCAUUUAUAAAAGAACUACUAACGAAAGAUGAAGAGAAAGCUGCUAAAGAGAAAGCUGAGAGAAAAGAAGAAGAGAAGGCUAGAGAAGAAAAAGCUGCUAAGGCGAAAGCUGAAGAAAAAGAAGAAGAGAAGGCUAGGAAGGAAGAAGAGAGGGCUAGGAGGUUAGAGGAAAGGAAUUGGAAAAUAGAAGACGAUGAAAGAAAGAUUGCAGCAAAAAGAGAAGAAGAUGACAGAAAGCACAAGCAUGAAACAGAACUGAGAAGAAUAAAUAGUAAUAUGGCCGCAACUGAACAGGCGGGUGAGCACUCAACCAGAUUCCAGCUGAAAUUCAGUGACUUAAGAGAAGGAGAAGAAAUAUUAAACUACCUCACACAAUUUGAGUGCAUUGCCACAACUAACAACUACAGUAGAAGCAUGUGGGCAAGUACUUUGCUGAGCAGGCUCACGGGUGAAUGUUUAAACAUAAUUGGCACGCUUACUGAUAUUCAAAAAAUGGACUAUGACCAUAUUAAAAAGAAACUACUCACUUGUUAUGGGAAGUCAGAGGACGAAUAUAGAAAAGCCUUUGUGGCGAUGAAACUGGAGAGCCACCUGGACACAACGGCCACUUUAUUUAAAAUGAAGGAAAACUUGCUAAAAUACUUUGAACUAGCGGAGAUAGACACAAAUGAUCCAAAGGCUCUGUUAGAUCAGUUUCUAAUCCUCAAAAUUUAUGAUGAAGCGGGCAAGGGCUUAUUCAGCUUUCUAAAAGAAAGGAAAAUAAAAACGGAAGAUCAGCUUAGAAUAGCGGUGGCAACGUUCAGGGAUUCACACCCCCAUGAGCAGUUGUCGGCAGAGGAAACCGUACUGGCACAGACAGUAGCGGGCAGAUACAAACAGCUACCGAGAACACAAUCGCCGACAAGAAAAAGGCGUAACAGCCUGCCUAACAUUGGAAAGAGUAGACCAAUAAGGAUAACAUGUUAUCACUGUGGUAAAGAAGGUCACAUGCGAGCUGAAUGCUGGAGGCUGAACAAUAUGAAUGACAGACAGCGACAAGGUCCUAGUAGCAGUGGGAGGUAUAAGAGCUGGGGAUACCAGCACAAUAGAAACAGCGGUGACUAUACUAACCGUAGGGAAUAUUCACCACCGAGUCCAAGCAGAUACUAUAGUGGUACCAACAGAAACCCGCAAGACUACAGGAAUAAAUCUUUCAACCAAGGAAGUAGGCUGUCAUUUAAUAAUAUUGAAAGGCAGAAAAAUAAUAACGGUGAUACGGAAGCGAAACAAAUAGUAGCUACUGCCCGUGAUGCUAAUGGAAGAUUAUUUUAUUUCCCAGCGGUAUUGAAUGGGAAAAACACAAUUUGCCUAAGGGAUACAGGCUGUACAACAUUGAUUGUUGACAAAGCAAUGGUAAAAGAAUCAGAUUACACCGGAGAAGUACAAGAGGUCAGGUUAGCUAAUAGGAUGUCUAUCCAUUGUGAUUUGGCGAAGAUUGAAAUAGACUGCCCAUGGGUUACGGGUUCAUUCACAGCAGUUGUGAUGGAGAACCCUAUUUGUCCUCUAAUAAUUGGCAACAUCCCGGGUAUUCCGGAUGACUCAAUGAAAUUUUUAGAAGCAUGGCAAGCCAAGAAAGGUAAGAUGGUUGUAAGCGCCAUUAUACAGGAUGAUAACGCAGAGAAGCUAAAACCUAUAGUACAAACGCACUUAACAGCGCCUGAGAUGGCAAGGCUACAAAAAGAGGAUGAAGUCACAAAAAAACUGAUGAAUAACAUCAAUAAACAACAAGGAAAGUACAGAGGCCACUGCUAUGAAAUAAAAAAUGAUAUACUGGUUAGAAUAUUUCAGAAUAACAGCAUUAAAAGGACACAAAUAGUCAUUCCAGAGAAACUGAAAGGUCUAGUCUUGGAGACAGCACAUGAUAGUCCUUUGGCGGGGCACAUGGGAGUCAGGAAAACUAUGAAUAGAAUCCUUGACAACUCGUUCUGGCCGGGAAUCCAUCAGGAUGUGAAAAGAUACAUUGGUAAAUGCAAGCAAUGUAUAACUAAAAAUCAUCUACACAGCAAACAUAUUGCUCCUAUACAGCCAACUGAUAAAAUAGGAAAGGUGUUUGAGAAAGUGUCUAUAGACAUAGUAGGACCUCUACCAAUUGCAUCAAAAAAAGACAUUUUUUCAAGAUAUGGUUUUCCUGAUACUCUGCUGUCAGACAACGGCAAACAAUUUACCUCUAAUGUGACUAAUGCAUUAACAAAGCUGCUGAAGAUCACUCAGGUACACUCGACCAUCUACAGACCGCAAGCAAACGGUAUGUGUGAACGGUGGAAUAAGACUCUCAAAGUAAUGUUAGCAAAAGCUUCAGAAGAUCAUCCUAAGGAGUGGAAUGAGUAUAUUCCGGCGAUACUGUUCGCCUAUAGAGGAACAGUGCAUGACGCGACGGGGUACUCGCCAUUUGAAUUAAUGUUUGGAUCAAAUCCAAGAGGGCCGCUGUCGUUGCUAAAUGAUAGAUUACUUGGCACUCAAAUCACUGAACAAGAUACUUUUGAGUUCAUUACUGAAAAGAAAAGCAAAAUGGUAUAUGGAUUACAAUCUGCUCAACAAAAUGCGGAGGGAGAGGCAAGUAGACAGAGAAAAUUGAAAAACAAAAAUAGAUACCUCAGGCAAUUGAAGGAGACAGACAAUGUCUAUGUUUGGCUACCUACCUGGAAAGGGGUCAAAUUAUGGCAGGGACCAUUUGUGAUUAAAAAGAAAGUGAACGAAGUAGAUUAUGCUGUGGACAUCAAAGGCACAAUAAAGAUAGUACAUGUUGAUCUACUGAGGAAAUACGAUAACAUGCCUGAUCAGAUAACUCAAGUGAUGGAGGACAUUAAUACACAUGACACUGACAUAAAUGAGGAAGUUGGUCGUGAUGAAGAACUGCCAAAACGUCAAAUAGAAGAACAAUCUAGCGUAGUAAUUAUAGAGGAACAACCUACCUUAGCGAACAUAAUUCAAACAGAAGAAGAAAUCCAGCAAAUUACUCCGCUGAAGUACAGAAAAGAACUACAGCAGUUAUUGAACGAAUUCAAAGAUGUCAUUACUGAAGAUACUGGCUACACAAAAACAAUUACUCAUGUCGUAGAAUUAAACAAGGAUGCUAAUUUCAAAAAGAAACAAUAUGCAGUACCUUAUGCAUACAGAGAAGCAGUGAAGAAAGAAUUAAAUCAUUUGAUCGAAACUAACAAAAUACAACGCUCAAAUUCAUCUGUAGCUUCACCAAUGGUGAUAGUAAAAAAGAAGAAUGGAAAAGUAAGAAUUUGCUGUGACUAUAGAGAUUUGAAUAAAAUCACGAAAAUAGACGCAGAACCACUGAGAGAUACAAAUGAACUAUUGGAAGAGAUAGGGAACUCAACAAUUUUCACUCAUCUGGACUUAAACCGAGGUUUUUGGCAAAUAGGUAUGGAUGAGGAAUCCAAACAAUACACAGCGUUUACAACUGAUGAAGGAUUAUUUGAGUGGAAUGUCAUGCCUUUUGGCCUAGUAAAUUCAACAGCAACGUUCUCCAGAUUUAUGAGAAUAAUGCUGGCAGAUAUAAAGAAUGUAGUACAUUUUGUAGAUGACAUAUGUAUUCAUUCUAAGGAUAUCAAGACACAUAUGCAGUCAGUUAGAGAGGUACUAACAAAAUUAAGGGAGCAUGGCGCGACUAUUGCACCUGAAAAGUUAAAAUUUGCAAAUGAAGAAAUGGAUUUUUUGGGAUUCAAAGUAGGCAAAAAUCAAAUUAGACCUACUGACGGAAAUAAAAAUAAAAUUCUCAACUUAGAAAUACCUAAAACCAAGAAAGAAGUCAAAGGUGUAUUGGGUCUAUUUAAUUUCUACAGCAAAUUCAUACCCAAGUACUCAGAUAUAACUCUACCUCUAAGACAGCUAAUUACCAAGGACAGCAGUAGAACAAUAAAUUGGUCUAAAGAAUGUCAGGAUGCUUUACAGCUAAUAAAGCAGUACUUUGAACAUGAAGUAACGCUUACUGCCCCUAACUUUGAGAAGACACUAACACUGGUGACGGAUGCUUCAAAUUAUGGAUUGGGUGCAUGUUUAAUGCAAGAAGUGGACAAGGUACUACGGCCUAUAUUUUAUCUGAGUAGGGCACUAAACAAAACGGAACAAAACUACUCAACUGUGGAGAAAGAAUGUCUGGCCAUUGUAUGGUCCAUGACCAAACUGCAGAAAUAUUUAUUAGGAAGAAAAUUCAUUCUCCUCACCGAUCACAAGCCAUUGUUAGCUAUGAACAACAAACGGAUAGCCAACAGCAAGAUAAACAGAUGGUUAUUGAUUCUGCUGGAUUUUCAGUAUGAAAUUAGGUCUAUAAAAGGGAAGGAUAAUGUAGUAGCAGAUUUUUUGUCUCGGCAAAAUGUUGACAGUACAGAAACUGAGCCUACCCUAAACCACAUUAGUCAACAUUUAUAA
This is a messenger RNA of Physella acuta, 4485 nucleotides long. RefSeq lists its product as uncharacterized. The record is from RefSeq and is a predicted model, not a curated record. Gene Ontology annotation, molecular function: nucleic acid binding; zinc ion binding. NCBI's taxonomy places the organism in Eukaryota, Metazoa, Mollusca, Gastropoda, Physidae. Gene Ontology annotation, biological process: DNA integration.